GCGUUACCGGGAUGGACGAUAUCAUUUGCUCAGCUAAAGCUCACGAAGUACCGUGUUUCUUCUCGUGUUCAUUUGUGUACGUGCGGUGCUAAAAGUACAAUAUUCAAGAUGAAAGCUAUGGUGUGUGCUCUUGCCCUGGCCGCCGUCCUGGCCGUUGCCAACUGUGCCCCGUACCAAAUUGCGUACCUGAUCCCGGUCGAUGCCCCGGUUGCCCGUGUUGCCCGUGCCGCACAGUUCAGCGGCAGUGCAGCUAAUGCCGGCGCACAGUCGUUCAGCUCCGGUGGUUUCCCCGGCUUCGGAGGAUUCUCUGGCUCGGCCGCUAAUGCCGCCUCGAACUCGUUCUCGUCCGGCGGUGGAUUCCCCGGCCAUGGUGGAUUCUCGGGCUCUGCUGCCUCUGCCGGUGCUCAGUCCUUCUCGGGCGGUGCUGGCGGAUUCCCCGGAUUCGGUGGAUUCAGUGGCUCGGCUGCCAAUGCCGGUGCCCAGUCGUUCAGCGGUUAAGCGGCCGUAGAUCGCUACCAACGAUCAGCUUCCUUGCUACGGGAACCUCGAGCAGGAACGCUACAGCAAACGCUUGGCGCGACAACAUCCGCACCAUACUACGCCGAACAGGAAAAGAACUAAGACACGCACACACAGUAUAAAAUACACUUAUGUUACUCUACUGACGGCCAGGAUUACGUUCUAGAAAUCGGUAGUCUGUACAAUUUACACACGCAAACACAAGAUGCACAAAAUUUAUAAAAAAAAAAUACGAAAGCACACACGUGAAUCAACGAAAUUACAUUGACACACAUGACAAUUGCGGCCGUCGUUACAU
This is a messenger RNA of Anopheles funestus (African malaria mosquito), 817 nucleotides long. Its product is annotated as pupal cuticle protein 36-like. NCBI's taxonomy places the organism in Eukaryota, Metazoa, Arthropoda, Insecta, Diptera, Culicidae. Bases 109 to 498 code for a protein of 129 amino acids. The transcript has 2 exons. The record is from RefSeq and is a predicted model, not a curated record.